AUGGCACCCAAGACAGGUCUAUGGGGAGCCGCUCUCUCUAAGCUACGAAAGACGCAACUGCAGCCUGCACGUCAGACUACACGUGAGACAGAGACUCCCCAGGAGCUUCCCCAGGACAAGCUUGUCUAUCCUCGUUUCCAGCGCCCUGUCUCGGACGAGACCCCCAUUUAUUCUGAACUCAUGUUCCCUCCCACUCCACUCCCAACCGUCCCCAUGGCGUCCGAUUCCAACCUUAAUCCUCUGGCAAUGGCUUCUACUAUUUCUCAGGCCCGCCUGAAUGCUCUGCACUCAGGAAAGGACUUGGAGUUUUACUUCCAACGGGGUAAGAACUGUAUUGAUGCUUAUGCCCAGGCCACCAAGGCUCUGAUGGAAGAUGCGUGUGCCCGCGUCAAAGAUGGAGAGGAUCCUCCAUAUGAAGAGAUUGAACAGUUGAAGGAGCGCUUCUUCAGAUACUGCCAGUCAAUUGUCGAGGAAGCAUUGUCCCUGAUCUCAGGCGGUGCUACCAAUCACCCCCGCCAGGUCAGCAACUCGACCAUGCCUUCGAUGGUCUCCUCAAUUUCGACCAAGACUGGAUCUGAGCCAAAGACUCCCUUGGAAUUUGGCUUGUUUGAUGACAGAUCGGGAUUUGCUGAGGCAUUGCUCGAUGCUAGCGGACAGGGCCGCCUUCGUCUCUACACCGUGAGCAGCGACGACUGGGUCAUGGUCCCAUCGAUGCCGUCGCCCACAUCUCCAGCCCAGGUCGUGGCUCCCGAGCACAUGGAUCCUGUUGAGGAAUCGAUUCAUCUCGGUGUCAUCGUGCGCAUUUUCGGCAAGCUGUACGCAAUCUCGAAGAUGGUGGAGACAAUUACCUUGUAUUACGGUGCUGAGCCCGACAACUCCAAGACCGGUCUGACAUACUGGAUCCAACGCAGCGAGGAAAACGUGCGCACCCAGAAGAUGACUGUGCUAAUUGAUACUGUCGAAAACCUCUAUUAUGCCCUCUAUGCCCGCAUUAUGAUUGAGCUGGCCGCCAUUGAGCUCUGUGGUUCCUAUCGAAUUGACACUAGUGCAUUCCGAAUCGAGAUUCCGUAUCUCAUGCCAGAGGCUGAUCAUCUGUACCGCAUCGUUCUAGCGUUCAAGACUGUGCUGAACUCCCCGGAUAUUUGCGCAAUCCGUCGGACUGACGUUAUCGCCCACUUCCAACGAGGAUUUAUCAAUCAGCUUCCGAAAGAAAAGAAAGGUCAGGACGAGUUACCCGACUUUGACCCCCUCGGAUAUCGCAAGUUUGCACUGAAAACUGUCUCUUACCGACACGGAUCUUACUGUGAAAAAUGGAAAGGAUUCAUUCCAUUCUUCGACUCCAUCCCGGCAAAGACCAUGGCAACACUGUCGGAGAAGUAUCUCAAACUGACUCCAGUGGUUAUCCCACCUGACAACAUUCCAUUCGUGGACCUUCCAUGGAUCCACCUAGGGCACGUGGGAAAGGCUGUCUGGGGAAAGGAGGUUCACAACGAUUUCAACUUGUUCCGUGCCACUCAAGAGCUGGGCACAACCAUCGGAGAAGAACGCACCAAGGGGAUCGACCCUGAUCUCUACACCCUUGCCAGAAAACGACAGUGCAUUUGCAGCUCUAUCUGUGGAUGUUCCUGGGAAUGUACCCAAGAUGUGCAGCGCCCCUGCCCUUGUGCGGAACGCCAUGUACGCAUUCUAUUGACCAAGCGUGCUCUUGCAAAAAGAUGGGAGGGACCUGGGUUUGCCAUUACCGCUUCCACCAUUGCUCGCAUGUUCUUUGAUGGUUUGGCUCAGCUCAAACGUGAUGUUGAAGCCACUGAUUUUGCCAAUGAAUUGAGCCAUGCUUUCGAAUUGUUCUCUCUAUUGAUCUCCAGGGAACGCGGGGUGGUUUUCAGGGAAGACUUCCCAGAAAGCUUCUAA
Messenger RNA from Penicillium expansum, 1911 nucleotides. RefSeq lists its product as uncharacterized. The record is from RefSeq and is a predicted model, not a curated record. The coding region runs from base 1 to 1911 and encodes 636 amino acids. The transcript has 3 exons. Lineage: Eukaryota; Fungi; Ascomycota; Eurotiomycetes; Eurotiales; Aspergillaceae.